Spirometra erinaceieuropaei is the source of this 665-nucleotide messenger RNA. NCBI's taxonomy places the organism in Eukaryota, Metazoa, Platyhelminthes, Cestoda, Diphyllobothriidea, Diphyllobothriidae. The record is from the annotation of a GenBank genome assembly.
AUGUCAGAAUUGUGUGCAGUGGUGGCGGGUACCGGAGCCGCCGUAGGGGAUGUUGAGACAAUGGAGGAGGAGGAGGAGGAGGAGGAGGAGGAGGAGGAAGCGAAGGUUGGUAGUGGGGGUUCGGGAGUGCGGUCAGUGUUAGUUGUCGGCGUGGGGGACGAGGAAAAUUUUGACGGGAGGGACAGCGGAUGAUGCAGCCCCGGGGCUGCAAUUGGUGCGAAGGCGUCCUAUAAGACUGAUUGUUGCGCAGAACGUUCUCUGGCAGCGUGAGCAGGUCGGGGACGGUUGAGCGUUGCGGGGCGGGCGCAGAUGAGAUUUGCGAGUCUCGCGUUUGGCUUUGGCGGCGGUGAUUCGACUGGCUUCGCAGAUCGCUGCGCGUUUCUUCACUGUGUUCCAGAUCGACCGGUCUCGAGCGAGGUCUUCCUAGUUAGUUGGGUUGAUCUGCAGAUGCUUCAGGGUGUCCUUGUAGCGACAGACUUGGCUUUUUUGUCGGCAGAACUCGUGGCUACAUCUCCGUAGAAGAGUCGUUUGGGCAGCCGCUUGUUGUCCAUCCGCACGAGGUGGCCGCUCCAGCACAGUUGCAGCUGCCUCAGCAUAGCGUAGAUGCCGAGGAUUCCCGUCCGCUUCAGUACAUCCGUGUCCAAAAUCCGGUCCUGUCAUCUUAA